Schizosaccharomyces cryophilus OY26 is the source of this 204-nucleotide messenger RNA. RefSeq lists its product as uncharacterized. Gene Ontology annotation, molecular function: mating pheromone activity. The coding region runs from base 1 to 204 and encodes 67 amino acids. NCBI's taxonomy places the organism in Eukaryota, Fungi, Ascomycota, Schizosaccharomycetes, Schizosaccharomycetales, Schizosaccharomycetaceae. The record is from RefSeq and is a predicted model, not a curated record. The transcript has a single exon.
AUGGACGCUAUGAACAAUACCAGCAUUUAUAGCUCUUCCUCUUUGAUGAAUAAUCCUCCUUCUAAGCCUACUGUUACUACCAGUGGAGCUUAUUGGUAUCAACCCAAACCUCCUGCAAUGUGGUAUGAAACUUGCAUUUUCGCAUCACAAAAUGAGGCUUUUACAAAGUACUGCAUGCUAACUUUUUUUAGUGUCAUUACUUAA